CCGGACUUUCCUACCCAGUCUUCCCAGCUGAGGAGGAAAUCAGUCGGUGGCGAAUCUCCAGUUUGCAGCCAGAGAAACUCCACGGAGGAUCUCUUUAGAAUCCUGCGUGUUUUUUUCUCACUUCGUGGACUCGCCCAAACUUUUUAUUUUUUCGCGACAGCUUCGGUUGUUUUGCUUUCGGGCUGAGCUGCUCUGCUCCAACCUUGUGAGUCAACAUGUCUCACCACACGACCCAGAAGUUUCACACCUACAAAACGGUGACAGCCGAACCGGUGGUCCAGUCGACCCAGAAGUUUCAAACCUACAAAACGAUGACUUCCGAACCGGUGGUCCAGUCGACCCAGAAGUUUCAAACCUACAAAACGGUGACAGCCGAACCGGUGGUCCAGUCGACCCAGAAGUUUCACACUUACAAAACGGUGAAAGCCGAACCGGUGACCACACAGGUGUUCUCGACCAGGUCGGUGUCUCCUGCGUCUCCGCUGCCUCAGGUCUCCCCGGUGUCUCCGGUUUCACCGAUCCAGUUGUCUUCGGUCUCCAAUGUCACGACGCUGCCGGUUACCGCGAUGAACGGCUCCUACGGGACAAUGAGGUACCUGGUUCCGGUGCAGCAGGCCAUGCCCCAGCAGAACUACAUGUUCAUGCAGCAGCCCGUGAUGCAGCAGGCCGUGAUGCAGCCGAUGGUGCAGCCGGUGGUGCAGCCGAUGUACCUGCAGACUCUGCCCCGUGUGAGCAGCAUCAGCAACCAGGGGACUGAAAUUAUCUACCAGCAGCAGCAGCAACAGCAGCAACAACAACAGCAACAACAGCAUUUCAUAACUGAGACCGACGCUCAAAGCAGCCAUUCAGUGUUCAGCCAGGCGUCCAGUCCCAACAAGAGCGAGGCAAGCGUGGUGGAGCAGGAGGACGACGUGAAAGUCGAAUUGGAAGUGAGCGAGGACUCGGAGGAUGACGAUUACCAGGAUGGUUCUGCAGUAGUUGAAGAAGUGGAGAUUGUCAACAUCAUUCAGCAGAAAGCACCGUCAGUGAAGCAGAAAUACUCCAUGUCAGAGCAGAAAUACUCCAUGUCAGAGCAGAGAGAGAUGCCGGAGCCAACAAAGCUGGACACGCGUUACUUUGGCGAACUGCUGGCUGAUGUCUACAGGAAGAACUGUGAUAUCCACUCCUACAUCUUCGAUAACGUGUCCAAGAUCCGUGGACAGAAACACACUCUGAAUCUCUCCAGUGACCUAAAGGGGGAGAAACAGGAGGUGGAGUCUUUGAUUCCAAAAGGAGCCAAUGAACUGACCAAGCAGCAGAUGCGCUACCUGCUGGAGACUCGUUUCACUGCAGAGAAGAGCAUGCGUCUGCUGCUCUCCACCUUCAGCAGCCUGAGAGAGGAGCUGAUGCAGAUGUCUGAGGACAUGCGGCGUCUGGAAAGCGAGAAGGAAUCUUUGGAAAGAGAUCUGGCUUUCAAAGCAGACCAGGCUCUGCAGUAUGAAUCCCUCAUAGAGAACGUCAGAGAGAGCAACAACAAGCUGCAGCUGUCCCUGAAGGAAGCCCAAGCUUCCCAGCGUUCCCUGGAGACUCAGCUCUCCACUUGCCGAAACAGCGACUCGGUUGGGAACUUCAAGAUCAAAGAGUUGGAGGGAAGAAUGAGAGGACUGGAGAAGGAGAACGAGAUGCUCAAACAGAGGCUGGCCGGACAAUCUAGCAACGGCAACCUGCAGCUCAAAACAGAGGCGCUGGCGCAGCACUACAAGCAGGAGCUGGACACCCUGAAAACAGAAAGAGACAUGGAGAUGGAGAAACUGAGGUCUCAGAUAUCGAAGUUGCAGAUGCAGAUCACCACGACCUCCACCACUACCACCAAAUCGUCAUCCGCAGAGAGCGCUCUCCAGCUGAAGAUCUCAGAGCUGCUGUCCAGGUUGGAGCAGCGGGAGAUCACCAUCAAGCAAAAAGAGGAGGAGAUUAGAAGACUGUUGAUGGAGAGGAACGACAGCUCCAAGAACGUCACCAAGACAAUCAUCACCAAGAGGUACAGGAACCAGUACCCGAUCCUUGGUCUGCUUAGCGACGACUACCAGGUCACAUCACCUGUUAAAGAGGCCAAAACCAUCGUCAUUGAGAGAACCGGAGAGAUGAUCAAACAGGAAAUCAUUACUACUCCAUAAAGACAUACUGCUUCUCUCCGACAGGAAUGAUUGAACGUGGAGAAGACCCUGAUGUCACCCCUCCUCCCCCAUAUGCAUGCUCCUCCCCUUCCCCUAAGGCCUCCCAGGAUUGGUGGUGGUUGAAACCCCUCUUUUCUUCCCCCUGGACCACUAAGAUCUGGUUCUGAUUCAGUCAAAUCCAGUUUGGCUGGGAUUAAAAUCUACCUGGGCUUUUUUUGGCUUCUGCUAUGAUUUAUUUUCAACUUUUACAUAUGUAAAAGUUGCAUAAUGCCACUACAAAUAUCCAUUGACCAAGUUUGGUUUAAAAAAAAAAAAGCAUGACGGCUGGGAACUGGGUGACAUUUGGUUUGGAAUCUCAUCAAAAAGAAAUAAAAAGUAAGACAGAUUUAACUCUGCAAGCAGUUUUUAUGUCAGGACUUACUUUUUGAAUUUUAGUUGAAUUAAAACAGUUGCGCCUCAACAUCUUGCUCAUUCUAGCCAUGCAGUUGAGGUAAGUAGCAAACCACAAGGUCACCUCAGCUCCCAGUUGUCAAAAAUGCAAAUGAACCUUUCACUAAGCCACCACUGCCAUGCUUUGCCCAGGGGACGAGGAAGUGGAUGCUUCAUUGCGAUUGCUUGCUGCAUGUAAAUAUUCACGUUUGUACGAUGAUGGGCAUGCUCAGUGAAUGUGUUGAUUGUGGAGCAUCUCGUCUUAAAUGUGGUUUUAAACGUAAAUGUUCUCAUGGGUGUUUUUCCUUUUGUUUUGUUCUGAGUGGUAGUUUAUUUUAACCCUGUUUUAUGUUGAGGUUUUUAUGUGAGUCGAAGGUCCUCAUGAACUUCGACGUAUUCCGUGUUUGUACAUCACUGUGGGGUCUGGGUGUGUAAUGUCCAGCAUCCAUGAGGGGAACAAGACCCCAUGAAUGGGAACUAAUGAUGUGGGUGAAUGUAGGGAUGUGUGGAAAUGGGGCAUGAUUUUUAGGGGGGAUUAAAAUGGUGGAAGAAAGAAUUUGAAAGUACAUUACACAAUCUGUAAUCUAAGAUUGUGUAAUAUCUUAGAUUACACAAUCUAAGACAUUAAUCUAAGAUAUUAAUCUAAUAUCUUGGUUUUGUAUGAUGGUGAUUUUAUGCAUUUUGUUUUUGAUGAUGACAAUUUUAUGCAUUUUGUUUUUCUAAUUAAGUAUGUCAUGUUGAAGGCUUUGUGUCCACCAGGUGGCAGUCUCAUUCCUCUGCAGAUCUCUAGCAUACAGAUUGCAGUAUGAAAUACUACUGAAGCUGAUUCUGAAGGCAUAAUUUUCUUCUUUUGAUAAUAAUUUAAUUCUAUUUUUACGUCGUAUACAUAAUAAAGUGUCAAAACAAAGCUUUCCAUGCAAUCAGUCCCAGCAUUAUAGCAAAAAGUACAGGUAAUUAUUUACCUGUACCUGUGAAGCAUGGGCUGCAAUCCAUUUUUUCCAUCUCAUAAUCUCCUGCUGUAUAAUUAUUAUUUUGUAUCUAAUGUCAACAAAUCUUCUAAACUAAAUUUAUUUUUAAAAUGUUCUCUUAAAACCUAUAUUUUUCAGUCCUUGCAUUUUCACAGCUUUUCAUUUCUAAACUCAGUGGGCAUUCGAAAUACACACAUUUUGACAGACCUCUUAAUUUUGUUGUUUGCAAGGUUUUGUUUUGCUGAUACAUUUUCUAUACUAUAAGAAUUUUAAUAUUCUAUUAUAUUUUUAUACAUCAUUAUGUGUUAGUUUUACCUAUUUUUUAUUUUUUUGUCUCAGCCAAAAAACUGUAAAUAGCUGCUGGUUGGAAUAGAAUAACCUCAAAAUUUUUUCUUGAGGAAUGAUAGAAAUAAUUCUACCCUUGUGAGACAGUUGAACUGUAAAUAAUCUAAGUAAUAGACAGAAAGCAAAUACCAUCAGGAAGUUUCUGUAUAUUUCUCAGAAGUAAAAGUUUAUUUAAUAUCAAUGAAAAAGAUUAAUACUUAAAUUUAAAAACUGAAAGAUUGUUACUGAAAUUACCAAUGAUUUACUGAAUGGGACUAGAAAGUAAACAUUCAAAAUACAAAUAUGUAAACAGAAUAAAACCUAAGAACAAGGAGCUGAUAGGAUUCUCAGAAACCUAAAGUAAAGACUUUACUGCCAACUUCUGAUUUUAAUAACUAACUUUAACCUGCAAUAGAACGGGACUUUGUGAAAUGAAAUGUUUUCAGACCCACUUUGGAUUCACUCAACUUCUUGAGCCUCAACAUCGAACCUGGGAACCUGCUUUGACUAGACCAGUAACCGGGUUGAUCUGGAUAAAAAAAAAAUUAACAUGAGUAGAAAUUUUUAUAAAAAUACUUUAUUUUUUAUUUUUAGGAUUUUAAUAAAUAUGAAAAAAAAACAUAACAUUUGUCUUCCCAGACUACAUUUAUUUAUGCUUUUUGAAAUAUGGAAUCAUUACUUUUAAAUUAAUUGUUGGAAAAAAAAGGUCUUGUUUAUUAAAAACAAACAUUCAUGUGUCAGAUCAUGUACUAAAACGCUUACCUUUUCUACAAACAUUAAUAAAAGGAGAGUUACCCAACGGACACAAAGCCUUUCAACAGAUUUGGACCUCAUGGGAAUCGAGUUUUGAAUGUGUUAGCCGUGUCAGUGAACUAAUGUUGUGGAGAAAAUCUCAACAUAAUCAAAACUUUCACUUUCAGGUAGGCUAACAGAAAAAUCCACUUCCAUGUUAUUACAAUAAUCAUUUAGAAGAUAAAAUCCUGCCUCAUAUUUUUUUUCUGCUCACUGUAUGAUGAACUAAGCUAGCUGGACGUAGCUAAUGUGCUAACAGAGUACAUAUUUCUUUUUUUUAAGAGAACUAAAGCUGCAAGUUAGAAUAAGCCAUUCUGUAUGUCACAGCUAAGAAUAGAUUAAUAAAAAUAAUAUAUCUUUGCAAUGUGUUGCUAUGUUUUUUACUGUCUUUUUCCCAAUGAAGGUGCCAGCAAUGUCUAAAUUCUCACUGGAACAAUUUAGUUUUAUAAUUUAUGUGUACAUUGAAAGUGCAUUUCAGGUCAGUUUUGAAUUUUCAGUAAGAAAAAUAAAGAGAUGAAAAUAAACCUAAUAAAUGUUGGUCACCAAAA
This is a messenger RNA of Poeciliopsis prolifica (blackstripe livebearer), 5214 nucleotides long. It is a transcript of the gene pof1b, whose product is annotated as POF1B actin binding protein. Lineage: Eukaryota; Metazoa; Chordata; Actinopteri; Cyprinodontiformes; Poeciliidae. Gene Ontology annotation, molecular function: actin filament binding. The record is from RefSeq and is a predicted model, not a curated record. The transcript is spliced from 13 exons. Gene Ontology annotation, cellular component: bicellular tight junction; actin filament; adherens junction. Bases 216 to 2153 code for a protein of 645 amino acids. Gene Ontology annotation, biological process: epithelial cell morphogenesis; bicellular tight junction assembly; actin filament organization.